Molecule: messenger RNA, 4437 nt
Organism: Sphaeramia orbicularis (orbiculate cardinalfish)
Lineage: Eukaryota; Metazoa; Chordata; Actinopteri; Kurtiformes; Apogonidae
Gene: mynn
Product: myoneurin
Exons: 10
Coding region: 127-2253 (708 amino acids)
Biological process (GO): regulation of transcription by RNA polymerase II
Cellular component (GO): nucleus
Molecular function (GO): protein binding; DNA-binding transcription factor activity, RNA polymerase II-specific
Source: RefSeq, a predicted model, not a curated record
AUCACGUCACGGGAUAAUGGCUGGAGAUCGCGGAUAUUAGAAGCAGGACAGUCAGAGUCAGGAGGUGAAGCUGUGACCAAACUUCUGUCAGACUCACGUUGGGUUUCACCAAGUGUAGCAGCAGCGAUGGCUCAAGUCUCCAACCACGGGAAGCUUCUCCUGCAGCGUCUGCACCAGCAGCGGGAAAUGGACUUCCUGUGUGACAUCACCAUCAUGGUGCGAGAUGUGGAGUUCAGAGCCCAUCGGAACAUCCUGGCUGCCUUCAGCAAAUACUUCUCCUCCCAGGCCGACAAGGGUCAAGAGAUCGCCACGCUCGACCCGGACAAGGUCAGCCGCUAUGCCCUGGAGAAGCUGCUGGAAUUCGUCUAUACGGGACACAUGAACCUCAGCAGUACCCGUCAGGCUGCUGUGCGUCGAGCCGCUGUGUUCCUGGGAAUGUCUGAGGCCACAAAGUACCUGGAGGAAACCCCUCACUGGUCCGAUCCCAGCGAGACGUCGCAGUCGGAGGCCGAUAAAGAGGUCGGUGUGUCUCCGCCCAGCCCAGUCUCAGCCGGCAGCCCCAGCUCGCCGCUUCCACUCUCCAUUGACUCUGUUACAGGGGAGUGGCAGCCGGAAGGGAAGGUGGGCAAAGACGACGGCGAGUAUGAGGGCGGGACGGACCGGAGUGAUGAUGAGUACACUCCUACAACGCCCAGAGGUGGCGGCAGAGGACGAGGAAAGAGAGGAAGAGGAAGGCCACGGCGGGUCAGCGGCGAAAAGGUGGAGCCCAGCAGCUCAACUGAUGCCAUGCCCAAAACACCAGGCUACAGGGGGAGAGGCCGGGGCAGGGGGCGGGGAAGAGGAAGGGGGAGGGGAUCCAUGUCAAAAACAGAGGAUCUGACUUUGGAGGACUCGGACACCAGCAUCAAGGACCUCUGGGACACGUCGGCAGACUGGAGCCCCUCCCAGGAUGAGUUGCCAGCCAAGAAACCACGGCUGAGCAGCGGCGGGCGAGGCAGGGGGCGGGGCCGAGGGAGGGGCCGGGGUAGAGGAAGAGGCGGGGGGCAGGCUGAGAGGCUAGGGGCGGAAGAUUUUGAGCAGGAGAUCACAAUGGGCGAAGAUGGCGAGGGGGAUGGCGGGGAGCAGGAUCCGUCAGAGAUGGACGAGCUGUCGCUGUCGUGCACCGAAUGUAACAAACUGUUCAAAGACGUGAGCAGCCUGCGGCGCCACGAGAAGAUCCACAAGGGCCUGAAGCCGUUCGCCUGCAUCUUCUGCUCCAAGACGUUCAGACAGGCCACGCAACUCAAGACUCACCUGCGCAUUCACACAGGUGAGAAGCCGUUCGGCUGCACAGACUGCGACAAAUGUUUCGCUCAGAAGUGUCAGCUGGUCGCUCACCGCCGGAUGCACCACGGCGAGGAGAAGCCGUACACCUGCGAACGCUGCGGCUUCAAGUUUGCAACCUCGUCUAACUACAAAAUCCACAUCAGACUUCACAGCGGAGAAAAACCGUACGUGUGCGACAUCUGCGGUCAGGCGUUCGCUCAGUCCAGCACGUUGACCUACCACAAGAGACGCCACACGGGAGAGAAGCCGUACCAGUGCGACCUGUGUGGAAUGUCCUUCUCCGUGUCCUCGUCUCUGAUCGCACAUGCACGAAAACACACCGGUGAAACUCCAUACAAAUGUUCGCAGACGCAAUGUGACGCAAGUUUUGUGACAUCAUCGGAGCUGAAGAAACACAUGCGACGACUUCAUCCUGAGGGGAAUGCUGGCGUUCAGUGUCUGCUGUGUGGAAACCGAUUUGCCAGCGUGAAGAACAUGAUCAAACACCAGGAGAAGGCUCACGCUGAUGAAGUACGACAGCACAAAGAGAGAGCAAGAGCUGUCGUCCUCCUGGCGUCCAGUCAUCCCGUGGCCUUUGUCCAGAGCAAACUGUCCCAGGAAAACAAAGGUCUGGUCUCCAUCCCCGAAGGCGAGCCGGCCAACCCCGAACCCGCCACCCCCAACCCUAAGGCCACGGCACCGACCGCCAACGCAGAGACCAGCACUGCCGCCAUCAUCCAGGACUUCAAGGCAGAGCCGGCUCACCCGCCAAUCAACGCUGCUGACCAGGUGACCUUCGAACCCGACCAGGAGCAGACCAUCAACUCAGACACCCUCCACGCUCUGGUGGAGCAGCUGAGGCCGCCGCCCUCCCCCGCCCAGAGCCUGGAGCAGAUCGUCAUCAUCCGGACGGUGGACAACGCAGACCACAACCCCCCUCAGCAGUGAGGUCAAAGGUCACGGCGGGCAGGGCUGGGCAUCGAUCGCAAGUUACCGAUGCGUCGACAAAGUUCCACUGUAAUGGUUUGACCAUGGAAGGUUUGGUGAAGGUUUGAGUUCAUUUAGCGCUGGAGAUGCUCUUUUUUUUGUAUUUGAUUAUUUUAUUUUUAGUUCAUUAGGAGAAUUAGAGUAUUUCUGUAGCUGUUGAAUCUCAUGUUUCAAACUAUGCCUGAAAAAGCUGUUUCUAUUCCCAGUUAUCAGUUUUAAGUAUUUUGAGUAAAAGCUAAAACCGCCUCAAGUGAGUGUAAAAAAACAAAAACAAAAAAUUGCAAUCUUUUUGACUGGAUAAAUUCAAGCAAAAUUACAAUAGUUUUGAACAGAUUUAUAAACCGCCGAACAUCAGACUAACCACAAAAAUUCUAAAGAGGAGAACUGUUCCUUUAAGACAAGCAGACUAAUAUUCACUAUCAGCCUCUAUCAAGACAACAGUUUGUAAAACGUCCAUUAUGUGUCGAUUACUCCGUCUCUAAUUUUUUCUGGAGUGACUGUCAGCAUUUCCAGUGAAAACCAACCCAUGUUCAUAAAAACCUUUUAGAUUCUUAUCACUGAGGCCGGAAGUUAGAAUGAGUGUAGAAACAGAGACGACAGAUCUGCACACAACAGACAAACUUCAUGUAAGAAAAUCCAAACAUCUGCAGUUUUACACGACAGCAUUAACAUGUUUCUUUAACUCUGGAUUAAACAGCCUGUAAAUCGUCUCUGGAUCAAAACAAGAGUGAAAGACAUGAAUUUCAUCCAUCGUUACCACUUCACUUUUUAUAUUUCACAAUAACAGCCCUGAAUACAUACACUGUCAGAGCAUUUGACUAAAAGAGGAAACUCAGGACUGGUUUAUUCACGUUAUUUUUAGUCCUGUUGAGUCAUUUUAGUGUCGUAGAAUAGACAAAAGUAACGAGAACAGCAAUGACAAAGUAUAAGUAAUACAGACCAUGAAAAACUGUAACUAAUGGUGAUUUUCUUUGAUCAUUUAUUUUCUCAGUUAAUCAUUUUGUCUGUAAAAUGUAAGAAAAUGGCCAGAAAUGCACCCUGAAAUGUCAGUUUUACUAUUAUAGAAGAGAAAAUAAACCAUGAAAUAUUCAUAUUUAAGAAGUCGCAAUCAGAACAUCUAGACUUUUUUCUUUUGUUAAAAAACAUGCACUCGUCUAGUUGCAGCAAAUAGAUCCAAAUUACAUCUAUUUCUCUGAAUUAACAGUGUACAGAAAUUGUAACAGUUUGAUAUAAUGUAAGUUCAUAAAAUGUUAAAUAAAAUCUUAAAUAUGAGUGAUAAAAAGACCAAAUUUUCCAUAAUGACUCUUAUUGUAUCAAAGCAAAACAUGCCAAUGUGUGAAAAACUAGAAAUUUACAGCAGCGUUGUCGUAUUUUUAAGAAUUUCAACUUAUAUUUAGCCUUUUGUUCAGUUUAACAAACAGUAACUAUGCAUUGUUUUUGUUAUUUUAAUGUGUAAAUACUACACAGUCUGUUUAACUCAACUUUCCUGGUCUUUUUUCUCUUAAAUGAUGUAAAAAAAUGAACUUUUUGGCAAUGAUUUGAAUUUCUGUGUUGAAGUUCUGUCAUGUGUAGAAGCUGCUCAUUCACUGCUUAAAUUUGAUGCUAAACGACCAAUAGUUUUCCGAUCAUCGGUAUCAGAUCAAUGCCCAGCCCUCGUAUCAGAGCAGUCAGACUUUUAACUGCCACUUCUUCUAAAAGUCUCUAAAAGUUGGAAACGUUCCACAUGGUCUUAAGUAGCUCUGAUUAACAGCUUCAUGUGUAAAGUAACAUCAGGGGUUGAAACCUGCUGAUCGAUUACUAAUCAGUCAGCCAAUGCCACUGUUUGAUUUGUCCAUAGAUAACAUAGUCAGUAGGAGCCUAGUUAUCACUGAUAUUGAUAAUUAAUUCUGAUAUUUAUCAGAUGUGUUUGGCAUGUGACGGUGGAUUUAAUCAUGUUAACACAACUGGGUUUUUGUUUUCAUCACAUUCACUUCCUGUCUCUCGGAGGUUUUAGCAGAAACUUUAUGCUUCAAACAGUGUUUCUAUCAAUGCUGAAGUUUAGGGGUUUUUUUAAUCAAUGUCGGCAUUACUUGUAAAGAAAUGUGAAUUACAUACACGCGUUCACAGCUGUACAACAGAAAUGUAAAAUAAAACAACUAAAAAGGG